CUCUCCUCCUGCUCCUCCUCCUCCCGGAGGGCGGCCGGCGCGGGCGACUUCGACAGUGGCAAGGAUGGCAUCGCUGAGAGCAGGCGGCUGGGGCCAGCGGGCCUCCUCCCUCGGCGGGCCGUUCCUGGCGCUGCUCAUGCUGGGCUUGGCGCAGCCCCACCACCACGACAUAUCCAGAAGACAACCCUGGGAUCUGAAAAUUGACCAGGCUUUGCUACAGAUUCAUAAUGAGUUGCUUGGUGAGAACUUAACCGUCUCCUGGAUCUCCGAUUAUUGCUACCAGUGCUUGCCUCAGGAACUGAUUUCUGAACCCAUCAACAAAACACCUGAAGAGCCUAGUAUUAGCGCUGCUGCUGUGGAUUCUCAGCAUGCGGUCACCCUGCUGGUCAGUAAGACUAAAGACAACAAAGAAAUUUGCAGGUUACAUUAUCAUUUUGGAGAAUUUGGAAACUAUUCUCUAGUGGUUGGGAGUCUCCCGGGCAGCAUCCCGAAGAUUUCAUGCAAUAUAACUGUCAAUCAAAGUCCUUCCAACAGCUACCUCCCAAUUUUUUUUGCGUUUCUCAUCUACAUGGGAUUCUUCUCUAUUCUGGCAUUGGGACAGGUUUGUGUGAACAUCGAACCCAUCAGAAACUGGCUUUACAAGAAGAUGAACCCUACAGAAACUGAUCGACUAAUUAAUUCAGAGCUUGGAUCCCCAAGCAGAGCAGAUUCUGCUGGUGGCGAUUUGCCGGCUGGGGUAUGGAGUUCCGCUUCCUCCCUGCAGAGGCUUCGUUCCCUGGACACGUUUAGAGGGCUGGCCCUUGUAAUUAUGGUCUUUGUGAAUUACGGUGGAGGAAAGUACUGGUUCUUCAAGCAUCAGAGCUGGAAUGGACUAACCGUAGCAGACCUUGUCUUUCCAUGGUUUGUGUUCAUCAUGGGCACCUCCAUUUCACUGUCGCUGAGUUCCAUGUUGAGAAGGGGACGUUCCAAAUGGCAGCUGCUGGGGAAAGUCCUGUGGAGAAGCAUCCUCUUGUUUUUAAUAGGGGUCAUAGUUGUGAACCCAAAUUACUGCCUUGGGCCAUUGUCCUGGGGCAACCUCCGAAUUCCAGGUGUGCUUCAGAGACUAGGCUGCACAUACCUUGUGGUUGCUGCGCUUGAGCUCCUCUUUGCCACUCCUGUGCCUGAGAACAGUGCUCUGGAAGCUCCAUACUCUGCUCUCCAAGAUAUUCUUCCAUAUUGGCCCCAGUGGCUUUUCAUGAUGGCGCUUGAAGCAGUUUGGCUGUGCCUCACCUUCCUGUUAAACGUCCCUGGGUGUCCAACAGGUUAUCUUGGCCCCGGAGGCAUUGGCGAUUUUGGAAUGUACCCCAACUGUACUGGAGGAGCAGCUGCUUAUAUUGAUCAAUUGCUUCUAGGAGAAAAACACAUCUACCAGCAUCCAUCUUCUAACGUUCUUUACCUGACUACAGUAGCCUUUGACCCCGAAGGAAUUUUGGGAACAAUCAAUUCUGUUGUCAUGGCAUUUUUCGGACUUCAGGCAGGAAAAAUUCUCAUGUUCUACAAAGACCAGCACAGACAAAUAAUGCUCCGUUUCUGUGUGUGGAGUAUAGUCCUGGGCGCUAUUUCUGUUGUAUUGACCAAAGGCACAAAAGACCAAGGCUUUGUUCCUGUCAACAAGAAUUUAUGGUCCAUUUCAUAUGUGACAACGCUGAGCUGUUUUGCCUUUGUGCUUCUGCUGUUAGUGUACUAUCUUGUAGAUGUGAAGAAAGUGUGGUCAGGAGCUCCCUUUUUCUAUCCAGGUAUGAACUCCAUUCUCGUCUACGUUGGGCAUGAAAUAUUUGAAAACUACUUUCCUUUUAAGUGGAAGAUGCAGGAUACACAAUCCCAUAGUGAACACUUGGCUCAGAACCUAACUGCUACAUCUUUAUGGGUCAUCAUAGCAUAUAUACUCUACAGGAAGAGAAUAUUCUGGAAAAUCUAACUGAGGAAGCCAAAGGAACUGACACUGGAUUAAUUACUCCCACCAUAUUGAUGUUAGUUUUUUUAAAGAAAGGGAUCGUGUGUUUUGUUUACAUUCCAGGUCAUCUCGAAGAGACUCACAUAUUUAAAACUUGCCAUUUAGCUAAAUCAAGGAUUCUAUGUAUUUAGUGUACCAUUCCAUUUCUAACUCAACACACUGAACAGCUUUCAAAACCUGAGCAAUUUGAACGGACUUUCACAAGCUGAUAGUCACUCUAACAUGUGUGGUUCACAUGAAGAUACAGAAGAAAAUAAAAAUUAUUUUUUUGAAAAAGAGACAGGAAAUCAGCUCUGAGUGCUCAUUGGAAGGACAGAUCCUGAAGCUGAGGCUCCAAUACUUUGGCCACCUCAUGAGAAGAGAAGACUCCCAGGAAAAGACCCUGAUGUUGGGAAAGAUUGAGGGCACAAGGAGAAGGGGACGACAGAGGACGAGAUGGCUGGGCUGUGUUCUCGAAGCUACCAACAUGUGUUUGACCAAACUGCGGGAGGCAGUGGAAGACAGGAGUGCCUGGCGUGCUCUGGUCCAUGGGGUCACAAAAAGUCGGACACGACUAAACAACAACACCAUGCCAAACAACUGUGCCUGAGGCUGGCAGAAGUCAACCAGGAACCUUUUCAUCUGCAUGCUGUUUGUGGGAGAUUACUCAAAAUGACAAGAGUGGAAUGAAAGAGAGUCAUUAAUAAGCUCUUUAAGCUCCAGCAUGGCUCCACCCCAAGAUAGACCUGACUAGGCCAAACCAAUGAGCAAAGAGCUCUACCUUGUCUCACCCGUGCCUUCCUUCAUCCUGAUCACCUCAGACAGAAAUUAACUGUAAUUCCACCCAGAGUUAUAGAUUCUUUGCUGCAUGACACCUUGAGCUAAUCACCAUUCAUUCUUCCCUCUUCUAAGAUGCACAAAUGGGUAUUAUAGGAUCAUAGAACUGUAGAGUUGGAAGGGACCCCAAGGGUCAUCAAGUCCAACCCCUGCACCGCCAGUACUGGGUUUAAGGCUGAAGCCCAGCACCUUUUAUCAAAAACUUAACUUUCAAAUGCAUUAAAAAAAACCUUUUUAUUUACAGUACACAGCUCAAAAGUUUUACUGAAUGGUGCUUGAAGUUUUGGUUGUAUGAACCACCCAUUGAGACUUUAGUUAACCGUGCUCAACUAGCACUCCUUCAGCAAGCUGAGCUAUGCAUUUCAGGGGAAUUCUAGUCCGACAUCAAGGCAAUCCCAUGGCUCUCUACUCUGCUUGCCUAUUCUUAGCAAGAUGUUCCAGUAGAAAGUUCGUGCUACUCAGGUCAGUGUCUGAAGGAGCAAGAUCUUCUCAUUGAUGCAGAAUCUGUGCAACACGGUCAUCAGGUUUUCCCCGCAGCGCGACACUUGGCGCUCCAUUGCCAGGCGGAAAUCCUCCUUUACGCCUUUGGUUAUUCCCCUGGUAACUGUGUGAUGCCUGCAAUUAUAAUACACAAAAUAAUUAAAAUGGCGUGGAGCUACCAUUUCCAUUUAAAUAUUUUUGCAUUCUGUGUGUGUUUGUGUGGAACCUAGCUUCCCAGCUUAGCCUUUCUAAGAACAUUCAUUAAAAAAAAAAAGUCCUGUUCUCCAGGAAUGCCAUACUUUUAUCACAAAAUUAUACAACAGGUCUCCGCCUGAUUUUUAAAGCUCUGGGCAACACCCUAGCAAGUGAGAUUCAAGGAUUUUUCAUGUAUAAAAGAACAACUGCUACAAAUGGUAUUUUCAUGUUGGUGUGUCAAAUAGUGAAAGAACCAACACAAGCUGCUUUUUUAGUGUUAAGUUGUUCGCCCAAGGCAAGGUAAAAACAGAUUUAAGAAAUGAGCAUCAUGUGACCGCAGAAAGUUGGAGAUGUUAGCAACUAAUCUGAUCCCUGCCUGAAGACUAACUCUCUCUGAGAAAUUCACUGGGUCUUGAAGCCCAAUGAGGCCAGAAAAAUCUAUAGUCCCAUUAUUAUUAGUCAUAACACCAAGCUUCUUUAACAAAUACUACUGCAGCUCCGAGAGCUGCAAAACUGCCCCAUCAGGAUAUAAGGAUAAUAGAAUUUGUUCCCCCUGCUACUGCAACUGACCCACUAAUUUUCAAGCAAUUUGGGAGGGAAGGGGAAGAUGUGCCUUCCACAGCUCUUAAAACAAACGAAAAGGGUUCAUUCCAUGGAUUGGGGAUCAGGAUGUCAAUAAAAGAAAGAACUGUUAGAGCCUACUAACACUGCUACAGCAUGCCUUGUGCUAAGUAGGACAUUGCAGAGCUGCAAUGCCUGGUUGCAGAGACUUCCAAAAUAAGAAUGGAACACAGGCAGAAGUGGCAGGCAGCAGGCAGGACUUGUAUACCACCUAAACCUACGUGUUAUUGUGACAAUCUUUACCCAAAAUCCAAUACACACUACCACACAACAAGUGGAAAUAAAUGUGUGCACCCCCUGAAAAAGAUGGCUUCAUUAAGUAAAUGCAUCUAACUUGAUUGAAAAUAACUUAAAACCCCUUCACACCUUGCAGCAUAAUCCUGACCAUUUCUACUCAGAAGUCCUACUGAAUUCAAUGAGACUUGUCCCCCCC
Molecule: messenger RNA, 4538 nt
Organism: Zootoca vivipara (common lizard)
Lineage: Eukaryota; Metazoa; Chordata; Lepidosauria; Squamata; Lacertidae
Gene: HGSNAT
Product: heparan-alpha-glucosaminide N-acetyltransferase
Biological process (GO): lysosomal transport
Cellular component (GO): lysosomal membrane
Source: RefSeq, a predicted model, not a curated record